Messenger RNA from Contarinia nasturtii (swede midge), 4256 nucleotides. RefSeq lists its product as uncharacterized. The record is from RefSeq and is a predicted model, not a curated record. Lineage: Eukaryota; Metazoa; Arthropoda; Insecta; Diptera; Cecidomyiidae. The transcript is spliced from 8 exons. Gene Ontology annotation, molecular function: serine-type endopeptidase activity. Bases 218 to 3781 code for a protein of 1187 amino acids. Gene Ontology annotation, biological process: proteolysis.
AGUCAGUUGUGAGAUAUCCAAACCGCUGGUUAUCUCCGAAAAGUAAAUAAAACGAACCAAACAAACGUUUAUUUUCAAAUCAACGGAAGUAAAAAGACAACGGAACUCAACCGUUAACUCAUUAAAAACAAAGAAAACCGAAACAGAUCUUAGUUUUUGUUCGGCGAGAAUUUUCAAAGAAAUACAAAAGUAAGUAAAACACAAAAAUAAACCGAUUAUGAAUACGGUGUGGGUAUUGUUAUUGGCCACUGCAGUCUAUGCAGUCGAUGAUCAUGGCAGACUAUUUUCGUGGUCAACGAACUCCGAACAGGCAAGUCAAGUAAAUCAUCAGUAUCACAUCGAAUCGAAUGCAGGAAAUGAACAGUACAAUCAAUAUAAUCAAAAUGAUACGGCCGCCUACACCGCCGAUGAUUUGAUCGAUUCAAUUUUGGCAUCGACUCGCCAGGGUCGCAAUUUGGAUGGUUUCGAUGAAGUGUACAGCGAUCCAACUGUUCAAGAUGCACUUCAAAAGGGUGACGACACACAAGCACGUAAUCUCAUUAAAGACAAACUCUGUACAUUGGGUUUGAUGCAAUGCGAAGGUGCAAGCGGCAGUGAUAUCGAUCAUAAAAAUGCUUUCUUACGUCCGGGAGAAUUAAUCUAUGCACAACCACCAAAUGGACCAUAUCGUGGACAAAAACCACCAACAAAGAUUAUUUAUGGUGCACCACGUCCAAUGCCACCGGGCAUUGUUAAACAGCAACAAUUCGGACCACCACGUAAAGUUGGCUAUGCUCCAGGACCUGUCUACAGCUCAGCGCCGUUCAUCAGUUCACAACCAAGCGGUCCAAGUUAUCAGGGUCCAAUUUCCGGUCCAAUUUACCACUCAAAACCACCAGGCCCAAUCAUCGAUUCACCACCAUACAAAUUUGAUUCGCACAAUGAACACAUUCUUUCGAAUGAAGAAUUCCAUGCACUUGGAUUGAGCAGCGAUCAAGGACCAGUAAAGACAUCGAUCAACGACGGAAUCACCGGAGGCGGUUCAAAUUCAGUCAAUAUUCAUCAUCAUUAUCAUCAUAUUGACGGAGCUGCAAACACUCAUGAUAAUGUAAAAGCACCGGCGGUUAUUGUAAACAAUCCAAUUCCAGUGCCCGUUCCAUCAGUACCUUUGGCCACAGGUGAAUACAGUCCAAAUCAAGGCGGCAGUUUCAACAAUGGAGGCGGUUUCAAUAAUGGCGGUGGUUACAAUACACUGUCUACUGGCUAUCAAUCGUUCAAGCAACAACAACAAUCCGGUUUCAAUGGAUUCAAUUCAGUCAAUGGAAUUAAUCCAUCGGGAUCAUCGUACGGUAGCGGCACAAAGCCAAUUUUCGAAAGUGUUAGCAACUAUGAUGGUUCGGGCCCAGGAUCAUCUGGUUUCGGCACUUCAGGCUUUGGAAAUGUGAAUUCACUCGGUUCAGGUUCAUUCCAUUCAUCGAACCCCGACUAUUACAAGAAAGCAUUGAAAGGUGGCUCUGGAAUUAAUUCGUUGAAUGGUGGUUCAUAUGGUGGUGGCGGCGGCGGCGGCAGCGGCUCAUCAUACGGUGGUCUCUAUAGUUCUGGUGCCAAUUAUCAAGAAGCUUCACGUCAAGAUAAUUUAGAUUGCGUUUGUGUUCCAUAUGAUCAAUGCCCGGCACGUGAUGUUUUGGGUCGAAAAGGCGAUUUAAUUUUACCACUUGAUCCACGUAAUUUGGGCUCAGACAUCGAAGCAUUCUCCGAAGAAUCAAACUCAACGUCAAACUCAACCGUAAACCGUGUUCCAAAGCAAAUCAACGACAAUGAAAGCAAUGCUGACGAUGAUGAACAAAACAAAUCCAUUGAAAUUGAAACAACACAAGAAGAUGUGAAGAAAAUUUCAAAACGUGAAGUUGCCGAAAAGAAAUCGGAUGAAUUACAAAAAUCUGAUGGUGAAGCUCGACUAUUUGGUCUUGGCGGCUCAGCAGCUGGCAUUGGCGUUGGUGGACUUGGUGGGGUUGGCGUUGGUUUAACGAAGAAAAAAGUUGAACCACAAUUCGGUGUUUCGUUUGGUCUGCCAUAUCCAACUGGUGGCUAUCCGUUGAACACAUUCAAUGGCGGUUAUCCAGCUCAAAAUCCAUACUUUGGAUCGAUCAGUCCAAAUGGUUUGAAUCUUGGCUUGGUUAAUGUCAAUCCAUUGGUAUCAUUUCAAUUUGCAAAAAAUGAAUACGGCGAAAAAACGUUCAAACCAUUAGUAAAUCUGCAUGUGACGCCAAAUGAAAAUAUUAUCAACAAAGUGGGCAAUUUAUUCAAGGCCAAAAAGUAUGGCCUAUUUGGCGGCGGUGGCGGUGGCGUUUCACCAGGUUAUAAUCAACAUUAUCAUACGCAUACACAUUAUCCGGCACCAUCGUAUCAUCCACAUCAUUAUGAAAGUGGACCACCGCAUUUCGAAGGACCGCCACACUUUGAAAGCGGACCACAUUUCGAGCAUUCACCGCAUUAUCCAACUGGACCAUCGCCCGCCUACUAUCCAACCGGAUAUGCCGGCGACUAUGGAUUCAGCAGCCCUGGCUAUUAUCAUGAUUCAUAUCACAAUAAUAAUAACAAUAUCGAAUCAAGUCUUACAAAUGAUCCAUCGUUCAACCAAUUUGAACCAAGCACUUACUAUGGCCGAAGUGCAAAUAGUUCGAUAAAUGCCGUUGAUACAUAUGCCGAUAAUUAUGCAAAUUAUAAUCAACAACAAUCACAAAAUUUUGCACAAGCAAAGGCAAUCAAUGCCGAUGCUGGGCAAACGGUUCAAAAACAAAGUACACAAUCCGUUUCAUUUCCAAGCAAUCGACGCAAACGAAAUGCUAACAGUGACAUCGACACAAAUAACGAAUCAAUCGCUCCAAAGUCAAAACUUCUUGAAAAGCGUCAAUCAUUCAAUCAAAUUCCUCAACAAUGUGGACCAUCACAAGUUUGUUGCCGACGACCAGUACGUCAACAACAAUUCGCUCAGCCAGGCCAAUGCGGUCGCCGAAACACAAAUGGAAUUACUGGCCGUAUUAAGAAUCCAGUCUAUGUUGAUGGCGACAGUGAAUUUGGUGAGUAUCCAUGGCAGGUGGCCAUUUUGAAGAAGGAUCCAAAAGAAUCGGUUUACGUGUGUGGUGGUACUUUGAUCGAUGCUCAACACAUUCUUACAGCUGCUCAUUGUGUAAAGACUUACUCCGGCUAUGAACUCCGUGUUCGUUUGGGCGAGUGGGAUGUAAACCACGAUGUCGAAUUCUUCCCAUAUGUUGAACGUGAUGUUGCAUCCGUCCAUGUUCAUCCCGAAUACUAUGCUGGUACACUUGACAACGAUUUGGCUGUCUUGAAAUUGGGCAUUCCAGUUGAUUUCCAAAAUAAUCCACAUAUUAGCCCAGCCUGUUUGCCCGACCGAUAUUCUGACUUCACAGGACGACGCUGCUGGACAACGGGAUGGGGUAAAGAUGCAUUCGGUGAUUUUGGCAAAUACCAAAACAUUCUCAAGGAAGUCGAUGUACCCAUUAUUGGCCACCAACAAUGUGAACAACAAUUGCGUAACACUCGUCUCGGCUACACCUAUCAAUUGAAUCCAGGUUUCAUUUGUGCUGGUGGUGAAGAAGGAAAAGACGCAUGCAAAGGAGACGGUGGUGGUCCAAUGGUGUGCGAACGAAAUGGUGUUUGGCAAUUGGUCGGUGUUGUUUCAUGGGGAAUAGGUUGUGGACAAGUCAAUGUGCCAGGAGUCUAUGUCAAAGUUGCCCAUUACUUGGAUUGGAUACAACAAAUCGCUCAAACAAGAUUUUAAGUGAUAAUAUGAUGAUUUCGUCGAUUUAAAUAUUAUUAGGAUAUUAUUAUUUUUUUUUCUUUUGUUGAAUACGAAAAACGAACUAUGUAUUUAUCUUAAUUUAUUUUCAAUUUAAUUUUAAUGGAAAAUUCAUCGAUUACGCACGCACAUACACACACAUACAUAAAAUUCGAAAAUCAAUCUCUUUAUCUAGAUGUGUAUUCAAGAUUUUUUCUCUCGAACCAGAAUGAAAUUAGAAUAAACACAAAGAAAUAGUUUGUGAUGUUCGAUAAACGAUAAUGUUAGCAGGUUUAGCACAUUCAUACGAUAGCAUAAUUUUUCUCUAAAGUUUCUCUUUUUCACAAUUGAUUCGAAAUUAUUCUAAUGUUUUGUUUGGAUUACAAUUGCAAUACAGUGCAAUCCAAAUGUAAGUGUAAUAUGCAUUUGCAUAUUUAUUAUUUUUUUAAAUAAAAAUGAUGUUUUUCGUUGUGGUUAA